This is a messenger RNA of Labeo rohita (rohu), 1122 nucleotides long. Its product is annotated as H-2 class I histocompatibility antigen, Q10 alpha chain. Gene Ontology annotation, cellular component: external side of plasma membrane. Gene Ontology annotation, biological process: immune response. NCBI's taxonomy places the organism in Eukaryota, Metazoa, Chordata, Actinopteri, Cypriniformes, Cyprinidae. The record is from RefSeq and is a predicted model, not a curated record. Bases 61 to 1122 code for a protein of 353 amino acids. The transcript is spliced from 4 exons.
CUUGCAUUCAACGAUAUAAGAUAAUAAACGUGUCUCACAGACACUUAAAACACUUCAAACAUGGUCACAAGUGCCGUGACGAAGAUUUCUCCUAUGCUUUGUGUUUUUCUUCUUUAUUGGACCGUGCCUUCACUUAGAGCAGAGAAACACUCGUUGUAUUACAUUUAUACGGUUUUGUCCAAACCUGUCGAUCUGCCAGGCAUCUAUCAGUUCACUGCUAUGGGUCUGCUAGACGACAUACAGAUUGACUAUUACAAUAGUGUGGAACAGAGGAAGAUUCCCAAACAGACCUGGAUGAAAGAGAAAAUGCAGGAGGAUUACUGGGAAAAAGGCACCCAGUCCAGAAAGAGCAAAGAACAGUGGUUUAAUGUGAAUGUCGACAUUCUGAUAAGCCGUAUGAAUCAAAGUGAAUCGGAUGUUCAUGUUCUUCAGUGGAGACACGGCUGUGAAAUUGAGCGGCAGGGAGAUGAAGUGAAGUUUUCCAAAGGCAUUGAUGAGUACGCCUAUGAUGGAGCUGACUUUCUGUCUUUUGAUGAUAAAGAGUCUCAGUGGGUCGCUCCAGUUGCUGAAGCUCUACCAACUAAGAGAAAAUGGGACAGUGUGCCAAUCCUAAACCAGUACACCAAAGGAUACCUGGAGAAAGAGUGUGUGGACUGGCUCAACAAAUUCAGAGAAUAUGCAAAUGAGGAGCUCAGAAAUGCCUCUCCUCCAGAGGUUCAUAUGCUUCCAAAGAAGGGGAUCACUCGUAGGGGGAAAAGUGGGACUGUGGUACAGCGAUCCCCUGCCAGUUCUACUGAGGAGAGUCUGUACAUAUUUUGUACAGGCGUCCCAGAAAACGUAGUGAAGCCAGUGUUUGUGAGAGGGACUAUCAGAGACAGAUCCAAGCUGAAACUCACCUGUAUGGCCACUGGUUUCUACCCCAAAGACAUAACACUGAAUAUUAGGAAAUAUCGCACAUCUCUGCCUGAAGAUGAUGUUGAAUCUACAGGAAUCAGACCAAACCAUGAUGGAACCUUCCAGCUGAGGAAGAGUGUGAAGAUCAACGAGCAUGAAGAAGCUUAUGAUUGUAUUGUGCUCCACAGAACCUUAAAAGAACCAAUUAUCAUCACAUGGGGUAAUUAA